GCGAGAUCCGGGUUGGCGCCGUGACCUCCAUGUGGGAGCUAGAGCUCUAUAAGUAAACACUCCGCGCGGCGCCGACCAGGCUUCCUCUUAUUCGUGGGGCUUGGUUUGCGGCGGGUGCAAAGCAUCGGAGCCACGGACUGGUUCCGGUUUCUUUUCCGUAUCUCUGUUGGGUGGUCGAGAGGUCUAGAGUAGUCGCCGCCUGUCCAGUCCCAUCUGAUCGGUUUCCCUCGCCGGUGAACUCGCUCUCUCCCCCAUCGGCCGCGGAGAGCCGGAGCCGCCUAGGAGGCGGCGCGGGCCGGGCGGGGCGCGGCGCCCCGAGCGCAGGGGGAGACAAAGCCGAGCCGACCCCUUCUCCCUGCUCCAAGAUGUGGAUCCAGGUUCGCACCAUCGACGGUUCUCAGACGCGUACCAUUGAGGACGUGUCUCGCAAAGCCACGAUUGAGGAGCUGCGUGAGCGGGUGUGGGCGCUGUUCGACGUGCGGCCCGAGUGCCAGCGCCUUUUCUACCGGGGCAAGCAGUUGGAAAAUGGAUAUACUUUAUUUGACUAUGAUGUUGGACUAAAUGAUAUAAUUCAGCUGCUAGUUCGUCCAGAUUCUGAUCUUCCAAGCACAUCUAAACAGACUGAUAUACAGGCUAAACCCUGUUCUAAUAGUCCACCUAAAGUAAAGAAAGCCCCAAGAGUAGGGCCUUCCAGUCAGCCAUCUACAUCGACUCGUGAUUUUCUUAUUGACCCUGGCAUUGGACUAUAUAAGGUGAAUGAAUUGGUGGAUGCCAGAGAUGUCGGCCUUGGUGCUUGGUUUGAAGCACGUAUACAUAGUGUUACUAGAGCUUCUGAUGGACAUUCACGUGGCAAAACUCCACUGAAGAAUGGCAGUUCUUGUAAAAGGACUAAUGGAAAUGUAAAUCAUAAUUCCAAAGAGAACACAAAUAAAUUGGACAAUGUACCCUCUACAUCUUAUUCAGACUCUGUUGCUGCUGAUGAAGACGUUAUUUAUCAUAUCGAGUAUGAUGAAUAUCCAGAAAGUGGUACUGUAGAAAUCAAUGUCAAGGAUCUUCGACCACGAGCUAGAACCAAUUUGAAAUGGAGUGAAUUAAAUAUCGGCGAUGUGGUAAUGGUUAAUUACAAUGUAGAAAGUCCUAAAGAUAGAGGAUUCUGGUUUGAUGCAGAAAUUACCUCAUUGAAGACAAUCUCAAGGACUAAAAAAGAACUUCAUGUGAAUAUUUUCUUGGGGGGUUCGGAAGGAAAAUUAAAUGACUGCCAAAUAACAUUUGUAAAUGAAAUCUUCAAGAUCGAGAAACCUGGAGCCCAUCCUCUUUCACUGGCAGAUGGAAAGUUUUUAAGGAAAAAUGACCCUGAAUGUGACUCUUGUGGUGGAGACCCAGACAAGCAAUGUCACUCUUGUUCUUGUCAUAUAUGUGGUGGAAAACAGGAACCCAACAUGCAGCUUCUAUGUGAUGAAUGUAAUAUGGCUUAUCAUAUUUACUGCCUGAAUCCACCUUUGGACAAAGUCCCUGAAGAGGAAUACUGGUAUUGCCCUUCCUGUAAAACUGAUUCCAGCGAAGUUGUUAAGGCUGGUGAACGACUCAAGAUGAGUAAAAAGAAAGCAAAAAUGCCAUCAGCAAGUACUGAAAGCCGGAGAGACUGGGGCAGGGGAAUGGCCUGUGUUGGUCGCACUAAAGAAUGUACUAUCGUUCCUUCCAAUCAUUAUGGUCCUAUUCCUGGGAUCCCUGUAGGAUCAACUUGGAGAUUUAGAGUUCAGGUGAGUGAAGCAGGUGUCCAUAGGCCCCAUGUUGGCGGAAUUCAUGGUCGAAGUAAUGAUGGAGCUUAUUCUCUUGUCUUGGCUGGUGGAUUUGCAGAUGAAGUAGACCGUGGUGACGAAUUCACAUACACUGGGAGUGGUGGUAAAAAUCUUGCUGGUAAUAAAAGAAUCGGUGCACCAUCGGCUGAUCAAACAUUAACAAACAUGAACAGGGCGUUGGCCCUAAACUGUGAUGCUCCAUUGGAUGAUAAAAUUGGAGCAGAGUCUCGGAAUUGGAGAGCUGGUAAGCCAGUCAGAGUGAUACGCAGUUUUAAAGGGAGGAAGAUCAGCAAAUAUGCUCCUGAAGAAGGCAACAGAUAUGAUGGCAUUUAUAAGGUGGUGAAAUACUGGCCAGAGAUUUCAUCAAGUCAUGGAUUCUUGGUUUGGCGCUAUCUUUUAAGAAGAGAUGAUGUUGAACCUGCCCCCUGGACCUCAGAAGGAAUAGAACGGUCAAGAAGAUUAUGUCUGCGUUUACAGUAUCCAGUAGGUUACCCUUCAGAUAAAGAAGGGAAGAAGACUAAAGGACAGUCAAAGAAGCAGACCAGUGAAGUCUCAAAAAGGUCAAAUAUAGAUGAUGAUUGUCCAAGUGCCUCCAAAGUGUUCAAAGCAUCAGAUUCAUCAGAAGCUGUUGAGGCUUUCCAGCUAACCCCUCAACAACAAAACCUAAUCAAGGAAGAUCAUCAAAACCAGAAGCUAUGGGAUGAAGUACUUGCAUCUCUUGUGGAAGGACCAAAUUUUCUGAAAAAAUUGGAACAAUCUUUUAUGUGUGUUUGCUGCCAAGAGCUAGUUUACCAGCCUGUAACAACAGAUUGUCUCCACAAUGUCUGCAAAGAUUGUUUACAACGCUCCUUCAAGGCUCAAGUGUUUUCCUGCCCUGCUUGCCGGCAUGAUCUUGGCCAGAAUUACAUCAUGAUUCCCAAUGAGAUUCUGCAGACUCUACUUGACCUAUUCUUCCCUGGCUACAGCAAAGGACGAUGAUCUCUCUGCUUCUACCAUGUUGCUCUUCAUGGCUUUUUGGACAAUAAAGAAUCUAAAAUGGGUUGGGGGGGGUGGAGUAUGGAAGCAAAGGUGGACCAUCUCUCUCACAUUCUGAAGCAGCUAAUCCUCUUUCCUAUGUAGCCAUCAUCUUGUGUGUGUAGUAAGAGGCCCAUUUCUCAGCUGUCUUUUAAAUAUCAAAAGGUAGUUCCUGUCAAAAACAACUAGUUUUAAUGAGUAAAAAGUCAAAACCUCAGCUCUAGUUGAUAUCCAAGUUAUGAUUUAUUUUGCAACUACCUCAGGACAGAAAAGAUUUAUGGGGAUUUUUUAAAUCAUUGAAUAAUUAGUUAAAUGAAAUUUUAGCUACACACUGCCUCUCAAUUAUUAGUUGUGCCUGGUUCAUUUAAUUUGAUUUUACAAAAAAGGAAAUGACUCUUGAGAUCUUUGGAAUGAACACAGCUUCUGUAGUGUGCAUACUUUUUUUAAUGUCUCUUUUUCCAUGGCAAUGUGUGUUUUUUAGCCCAUUUUGUGAAAUCCAUUGUGCUUUUUUCUGGUGUUUUAUGCAAGUUGACUACUAAUGACUAAUGAGAACAAUAUGAAUGCAUUGUUGCUACAUUAGUGUAAUGUGGUGUGGUUUUGCACUUAAAAGAGGUAUUCAGAUGCUCUAGUUGUAAAUGUUCAUGAAAAGCCUCUUCUGUACUAGUCAAACUGCUUUUAGUGAGUCCCACCAGUAAUUUUACAUCUGCAGAGCAUUGAGGACUGGGCUGACUUUUGAGAGGAUUGAAAUUGCUUCAUAAUUGUGAUCCUAAAUUUUAUAUACACUAUAUUCCCUAAAGUAUACCUUAAUAAAUAUUUUAUGACCAGAAAAAUAGCUCAUCUUGCUUCAGUUUUUUAUAUUUGUCUGGCUUAUAGUAUGUAUUUUUAAGAAUCAGUCAUUCCCAGAGUAGUUCACUGUAUGUUUUUAUUGAAACAUAUUUUGUACAAUUUUUACUAUUGAUUUUUGGUAAUGAGAACUAGUAUGAAAUCUUAAGCAACUAAGGACAAAUUUCUCCCUGUAUUUGACUUUUUUUAUUAAUUGGGAAACAUUCUCAAAAUAAGACCCCAGUGAUUUUUUUUUAAUAUAUAACAAUUUCAGUCUUAUGUUCAAUUUUAGCAUAACCAGUGGUAAAUUUUACUUAACAGACAUGACAUUAUAGAACAUUGUUCUAGUCUCUCAAACUAUCUUUUGAGGGAAUACUAGAAUUAUUUAUCUUGAUCUUAGUAAUGGUAUAUAUAUAUUUAUAUAUUGUCAAUAUUAAUCUCUAAACUUAGAAUUUGUGCUUUUUACUAUAUGCUCUUCAUACGUCAACAAGCAGCAUAAAGAUAAGCAAAGCAAAACAAAUCAUUGAAGCUGAAUAACUGCCAAAACUUCAGCCAUACUCUAUCCACAUGGUUCCUGCAGCAUUAAGUUUACAACUCUUAAAAUUUUAUUACUUAAAAGAGAACAUUUUAGCUAUCUGGAAAACAGCUAUUUAUAAUAACAGUUCUUUAGAGCUACAAUUUUUACCCUUUUUUUGCAUUUUUUUCAACAUCAGUUUUUAAAUUUGACUUUGGGUGUUUCAGUUGGGUAUUUGUCCUUGUACAUCAAAUGAUUUUAUUUUCAUCAGAGCUGUUAAUUACUAUGAUUGAAUUGGUUUUGUCACCUCUGAAUUCAGAGCUAUAUAUAGCCAAUAUUAAAUAUUUGCUUUGCAAUAGUCACUUGUACAUUUUUAUGUACUAUCAAUUCUAAGAAGCAAGUACUAUCACCCAUCUUAAGGAUAAUCAUCUAAGGCACAUAUAGCUUGUAAAAAAUUGACCCAAGAUCAUAUGUAAAGCAAGUGGCACAGCUAUGCCCUAAGAUGAAACAAUUUGUAUCCAAACCUAGCAAUAUUGACUUUGUGCUGUAGACUCUGACAUUUAAAUACACACCAAAGUAGUUAUUGCUUUACUUGUAUAUACUUAAAUUCAAAGUCAAUUUCUAGGAAACAUAGCAUAGCAAUUAGAACUGUUGUCACUUGGGUCUAGCUAGAGAUUUGGAAUCAUUUUUAUUUUGAAGAAUCCAAUUUAAAUAGGGCCUUCAUAGAUUGAAAAUAAUCAUUAAUUUGCAUCAUCUUUUCCCUCCAGCAUUGGCCAUGUUUCUGCAUGAGGAAUGGGGAAGUAGCAACAGUUUUAGCUACUUUGACUGAUUUAGUUUUAUCACUUUUAUUAGCAAAAUGAUUGCCACAAUUAUGCUGUAUAUUGUCAUUGUUAUAACUUGGUAGAUCAGAAAAGAAAGCUGAAACAUUUUCAGAAAUGUCAAGAAUGGCCCAAAGUUAAGUAAUGUUGUGUUACUCAAAGACAAGUUUUCUUACAUAAAUAGUGUCAUUGUGUCAUCAUACAUGGGUGUUGUAUUUUAAAUUUGAUCCAAAUAAGGAUCAUACAUUAUUAUUGCUAGCUCUUAAAGAUCUUUUCAUCUGUUUGUAUCACCUGAAUCAUUUCUUUUACCAUUUGUAAUUUAUGUGUUGAAAUUGGUCUAGAACUUUUCUGACAAUAGAUUUUGUUGAUUAUAACUAUGUGAUAGAUCUUAAUCUGUCUUUAUUAUCUACAAAAUAGUAGCUAGAAUUCAAGCAUGACCACAUUCAGAUUUGGUUUUGUUUUUUGUUUUUUGCUUUUUUUUCUGGCAACUUCUUCAUAGGUGAUACAGAAGGUGGGACAUAGAUAGAACCUGGUUGUCGCUUAUUCAGCUUGAAAGAUGAGCUUUUCACUGCAUUCAUUAUGUUCUGUAGGUUAUCAAAUACUCAGCCACUUUCAGAUGGUUAGGAUCUUUUUCCUUAUUUUGUUCAAUUAGGGUAGGUAGGGUCCAUAGUUUUAGAACUUAUUUUUAAAUAAUAUGGUACAUUCAACAAUGUAAAUACUAUUAUGUUUAAAUAUAUUAGGUGUAAACUUUUAAGAGGCUACCGAGCCAAAACCAUCGCUCUCAUAGCCCUAUUGUGACAAUUUGGCAUGACAAUGGAAAAACAUCCCACUCACUUACAUAACUUAAAGCUUUGUAUAAAUUCUACUAAUACAGGCUAGAAAGAGAGCUGUUGUGACUUGCCACGGUCUUCUAUUUCUUUGUGAUUAGAAAUCAAACCUUUCCCUGUUCUUCAGGCCACCUGAAAGAUAGAGAUUAUGACUCUACCUGUCUUGAAGGAGUUGAGCUUGGUAGUCAUCACCAGCGGUUAGAAGAGCAACCUUUGGUUUCCCCCCAUCCACUGUCUGCUGACUGGCCCCCACACAGGACCUUCAAAUCACUGUCAGAACUGAUGUGUAGUAACCUGGAUUAACAACACUACACAAUAAAAAAAGAUUAAUCACAAAUCCCUGGACACAAGAAAUCAGGAGCUAGUUAGAGGGAUAAAGCAGGCAGACAAAAUGUCUGUAAAGGGAAAAAAGUGAGUUUUGCAACUACAUCCUCAAGUAUAAGCUUUCAUGAAAAGAAUAAAAGCAAGCUGCUGUGUGAAGUAUAGUUUGGUAUUUUACUCUUGGAAAUAAACAUGAUUGUAAAAAUGCAAUAGACAGAAUGGAUACUGCCAAAAUUUGAACGUAUGACUGAGUAAUCCAAUAUAUGGAUACCCCAUAAUUUGUUUAUUCAUCUGGAUAUUUGGGUUGUUUCCAGUAUUUUGUAUUAUAAAUAAAGUGACUGUGAACCUU
This is a messenger RNA of Condylura cristata (star-nosed mole), 6464 nucleotides long. It is a transcript of the gene UHRF2, whose product is annotated as ubiquitin-like with PHD and ring finger domains 2, E3 ubiquitin protein ligase. The record is from RefSeq and is a predicted model, not a curated record. Gene Ontology annotation, biological process: protein ubiquitination; negative regulation of gene expression via chromosomal CpG island methylation. The transcript is spliced from 16 exons. Lineage: Eukaryota; Metazoa; Chordata; Mammalia; Eulipotyphla; Talpidae. Gene Ontology annotation, molecular function: protein binding; ubiquitin protein ligase activity. Bases 366 to 2777 code for a protein of 803 amino acids.